GGAAGAGGCGGGACAGAAGGGGAGCUGGAAGGCGUGUCAUUGGCGAAGCCGGGAGACUGGUCACAAAGGUUGGCCUUGGAAAAAGGAAGAAGGGAAAGAAGGGGUUUGGGGUCAGCGGCGGUGGCCCCGGCAAGGGGACCUUGGUGCUGUGGCGCGGCCUCUGGUCAAGCAGGCUCCCUCCCGGGUCAGCCUCGAGCCUGAGGGGAGGAGAAUUAAGGCGGCUCCACAAUGGAUGGAGGAGAAGGUGGUACCAACUCUGUGAUUAACAAGAGGUUUGUAACUGAAGCAGAACUCGAAGAGCGGCGCAAGAGAAGGCAAGAGGAAUGGGAGAAAGUUCGAAAGCCAGAAGACCCUGAAGAGUGUCCCGAGGAAGCGUAUGACCCCCAGUCACUCUAUGAAAGACUUCAGGAGCAGAAAGACAAGAAGCAGCAGGAGUUUGAAGAGCAGUUCAAAUUCAAAAAUAUGGUCAGAGGCCUAGACGAAGAUGAGACCAAGUUCCUCGACGAGGUUUCUCGGCAGCAGGCCCUCAUAGAAAAGCAGCGUCGAGAAGAAGAUCUGAAAGAACUGAACGAAUAUAGAAGUUCUUUGUCAAAGGUUGGAGGAAGCGCUGACUUGAAAAAAGAGGCUGAGAAAAAACUGUUGGUGAAGUCUGUGGAAAACAAGAGCAAGUUCUCUCAGGCGAAGCUGUUGGCAGGCGCCGUGAAACACAGAAGUUCAGAAGGUGCCAACAGCGUGAAAAGGCUGAAGCUCGAUCCUGAUCCCAAUCCAGACGAGGCUCCAGAAAAGCCCUCUUGUAUUCCUCUGGGCAGCAGCUCUGCGAGUGAUCCUCUGGUCCACUGCCCCUCGGCGGCUGUGUGCAUCGGGAUCCUGCCUGGCCUCGGAGCCUACUCAGGAAGCAGCGACUCAGAGUCCAGCUCGGACAGCGAAGGCACCAUCAACUCGGCAGGCAAGAUCGUCUCCUCAGUAUUCCGCGGCAGCAGCAGCUUCUUUGAUGGCCCGUUGUAGGAUCUGGCCCGACUCCUUUGAUGUUUGGAUGGGAAGUCUCAUUCCCACCCCCACCCCCUUCUUUCAUCCUGGUCAUCCUCCAAGUGGUCAACAUCAUCCAUCUCUAUUUUUCAGAUAAUAUCAUGCAGCAUACUGAAGCUGUCUCCGUGUGGGUGUCUCUUUCCUUUAAGACUUAUCUUUGGGUUCUGGGGUGAAACAUUGUUUUUAUUGUAUAAUUGAAAAAGGAGUAGAUUGCCAUGGCACUGUAGCAGAGUUUUAGUGUUGCAUAUGAUUAAAGGAAUCCGGAAUGCGUUUCACCCA
Messenger RNA from Heteronotia binoei (common prickly gecko), 1305 nucleotides. It is a transcript of the gene PSME3IP1, whose product is annotated as proteasome activator subunit 3 interacting protein 1. The transcript has 7 exons. Lineage: Eukaryota; Metazoa; Chordata; Lepidosauria; Squamata; Gekkonidae. The record is from RefSeq and is a predicted model, not a curated record. Gene Ontology annotation, cellular component: nucleus. Bases 229 to 1005 code for a protein of 258 amino acids.